Molecule: messenger RNA, 3171 nt
Organism: Pestalotiopsis fici W106-1
Lineage: Eukaryota; Fungi; Ascomycota; Sordariomycetes; Amphisphaeriales; Sporocadaceae
Exons: 2
Coding region: 1-3171 (1056 amino acids)
Biological process (GO): chromatin remodeling
Molecular function (GO): protein binding; histone methyltransferase activity
Source: RefSeq, a predicted model, not a curated record
AUGAAUCGCAGUGGCAGGACUCUCCAAGAGCCCAUCGAUCUGACCGGCUUCACGUCGGACGAAUCGGAUGCGGUCGCUAGCAGUCGCAUACUACCAAAACCUCCGAACCAAUCUGUUCGAGCAUUACAGCCUGGCUCGUAUACGCGUGGGAUCAUCAACCCACCCAUAUUGGGUCGAAAUCUAUUGUUUCCUGGCCCGAGCGAACAUGCUCAAAUGCUUCGCCACGCGGGCACGGAACCAAGUAGCACUCCAAGGGAGAAUCCUAGGGAUCACAUGCCCUCGAUGACCUCCACAGCUAGGACAAACAACAAAAGCGCGCCCAGAUUCUCCCAAGAGGGCAUGUCUUCAUUUCAGAUUCCAGUGCACUCAUCCCAGAAACGCGUCACGCAUCAGACGCCGCGAAGACUGGAAUGGACAGUGCCUCAAAUAGAGGAGGCAUUGCGUGGGCUUUCCAACGAUAUCGGGAUUCAAAGUGCGAGGCGCACAAAUCGACUUCUUUUAACCUCUUGGAGAGAGGCGACCCCCCAAAACGUGUACACUCCUACCAAAAAUUGGUUCUCUGAUAUGCAGCCAAUUCCCGUUGAGGCUGGCAAGGACACCCUCAAGCUAAAGGCUAAGCAAAUUGGCCCAGGUCGCACGGGAAAGCAAGAGAAGCGUGAACAUUACCAGGUCACGGGCAUAAAAACGAACAAGGAAGCAGUUCCGAAAUACGACUUCCACUAUGUUGAGAUAUCCAAGAACAUAUUGUCACCGAACACAAUGUUGGGUUUUGUACCUCACUUGCGAGACUUGGCAGACCAUGAGGAAUCCAAGUACAGAUUAUGGCUCAAGGAGUUAGAAAGUAUGGACAAGAUUUCCGGUUUUCAAACAUCAAGUCGACAGGACAAGGUGCGGAAAACUUUCCAAAAGGAACGAGCGACUACUCUACUGCUCCAUCUUGAGACCUGGCUGAGGAAGCUCUCCAUCGAUGGCUGCACGAAAGCAGCGCUGAUUCAACACAUGGCGAGCCAAACAAAUGCUGUGACGCCUCAACAAAAGUCAAGCAUCCUUCAUUCCUACGGCGAUGGGAGUGAUUCACAUCUUUCCAAGGCGGUCAGCUUGUUUACUGAGGCAUUUGAUAAAGUGUUCAACGACCAAAACGCGUGGGAAGAAGGAGCCGUGUCCCUCCGAGAUGUCCUGCUCCUUGACAGCUCUGUGGACUCUGUUGUCGACUCCAAGAAGAAUCUCAAGGACACACCGAGUCAAGUCAGACAUAUCGAAGAGGGCACAAGUGUAGAGUCACUUCUGGAGACGCAUGCACUUCUUGGAUGCGUGGUGUGCUGCAGCUACUCUUGCGAGCAUGGGGAGUACGGUUUGGACAAUGAGCGCCAACGGUUCUCCGUAGAAGCCGCUGGUCUUACCUCGCUUAUCCGCAAAAAGGCAACUGCUGGCGGAGCUACACAGGGACUGCCACAAACACCCUGCAGCGAAGAUUGUUAUCUCAAUAAGCGCCCGGACAUCCAAACAAAUGGUUGGAGUGGCAAGGAGACUGCGCUACUUAGGACAGCCAUCGCGUUACUUUGCGAUACCAGCAUGCCGGCUCAGUGCUUGACUGCCACCUUCAUAAACAGACCAUGCUGGGAUGUGAAUCGACAGAUGGAAAUGCUGAACCUACAUAUGCCUAAACCAUUACCCAAGUCUCCGAGAAGGCCCAAGCCAGUUGCCUGGUACGACAGACAUAAAAAGGUGCUUAUAGGCGAUUGGCAAGAGCAGACCAUGACGCAUGAGCACCAGAUGAAAGAGCACUUUGAUCCUUGCAACCACGAGGGACCUUGCACAAGAGAGAACUGCGGUUGUGCAAGAAACAACCUCAUGUGCGACCGCUUCUGCCAUUGUACAGCUGAGACAUGUGCCAUCAAGUUCACUGGCUGCGCCUGCCAUUCGUUUGGCCAAAGUUGCUUGCCUCGACAGAAGGGAGAGAAAGGAGAGAAGCCUUGCAUAUGUGUCCAGCUCAACCGCGAGUGCGAUCCAAAUCUGUGCAAUAGCUGUGGAGCAACCGAGCGGGCAGAUCCAAGAAAUGCCAAAAAUGAUUGGUUAUACACGCAUGGCUGCCAGAACUGCGCGUUACAACGUGGCAAGUUCAAAUCGCUUCUCCCUGGCAAAUCAACGAUUGAGGGCUGUGGCUAUGGACUUUUCACAGCAGAGGAUAUUCGACAAGAUGACUUCGUGAUUGAGUAUGUCGGGGAGCUGAUCUCCCAAGAUGAAGGAGUUCGCCGUGAAGCAAGACGCGGUGAUAUCUUUGAUGAGCAACAGCAAUCAUCGUAUCUCUUCACUCUUCUCGAGCAGGAGGGCACAUGGGUUGAUGCAGCCAUUUAUGGAAAUCUUAGCAGAUACAUCAAUCAUCAAGACGAUGGCAACAUCAUGCCCCAGAUUCUCUAUGUCGGUGGAGAGUAUCGCAUCAAGUUUACCGCUCAACGAGAUAUCAAGACCGGAGAAGAGCUUUUCUUCAACUAUGGAAAAGAAUUUCCCAACCUCACGAAGCAGCUGCUAGAUAGCCAGAAAGCCAACAACGAGGCUCAUGAACAAGACCUGCGUGGAGGGAUCGAGGAACGCAUUGAUGAACCUCGAGAGGCAAGGCGUCAGAAACGGGGUCGCAGACCUAAGAAGUCAUUUGCAGUACUCGAUUCUGACAUGAUGGAUGAGGUGGACCAUGACGGUGAGGACGAAGCAGAUCAUGAGGGCGAUGAUGGGGCAGAACGCGCGGGCGAGGAGAUGCAAACUCCGCGCCGAGGAAGUGGCCCUCGCUCUCGGCGCCGUGUCGCGGCCUCUCCUCCUGCAGUUGACGUGGAGACUCCCUCCCGCACACGGAGGCUCUUCAGUCGAGCCCAGAUAUUGCGAUCGUCUGAUAAUGCGCCUACGACUAAUCAAUUCUUCCAACCGAUGGAGAAUGAUGAGCAAACAGAGACUACUUCUCCAGGUCAAACAUCUCAGCCCGGACCAAAGAAGAGAGGCAGACCCAAAAGGUUACCGCAAGACGGAGCUGCGGCGACUAACAAGAGAGGUAAAAGCGGCAGUAACAAAGUUACUCGAUCUAGAGUCGACAAGAGCUUUGACGAUGAAAGUGACACUAGCAGUACUGAUUUGAUCAGUCGGAGUCGCGUUAGGAAACGGCCCGCGAGAUACAAUGACUAA